GUAAAUGAACACACGUUUAUUAUUUACUCUAACGUAACGACAAUUUUUUCAUUUCGAAAAGAAACACUCGAUGCUUGUUUAAAUGCUUCAUCUCAGAGCGUAAGAAGAAAAUUUAACAGAGUUUGAAUAUUUUUAUAGAUCGUGUCUGCGAUUGAUCGAUCGUGAAAUAACGUGUUUCCCGCAAUGCUUCCAGGGCUGUAAGUUUAUUACCCAGAAACAUCCCGUGGAAACUAUAAUUUCAACAGGAAUACGAUAUUGCCGCACACCUUUGCCGGUGCGCCGUGCUAAUGAACGAACGUUAUUAUUAGUUAAUUUAUUACAAGCGUAAAUUGUAAAUAGGUGCAAGGAAAUCAUAUUGCACGGGUUAUUUAAUCAGAAAAUGUUAAUUAAUUUAAUCACAAUACAUUGCUUAUUUUGUUUUGCCCUUAGAUAUUUGGCUUUAAUCUAUAUUGUUCCAAUUUACAAUUUCGAUUAUAUUUCGUUAUUAAUUAUAUUUUUGAUAAUUUUGUACCGAUGAUGAUUAUUCUAUAUCGAUAGAAUGAUAGAAACAAUUAAAUUAUUUCGUAAUAUAUAUGAAAUAUUAUAUAUCUUCAAAUUUCUAAUAUAAAUAUAAAUAAUUUUUAUAGGAAAAAUAAUUCGAAUCACAAGGAAGAAGUAAAAUCUUCAAGCAACGAAGAUCGCGAUAUCGAUGUUUUCAAAAAGUAUUUUUUAAUUAAACGAAAAUUUAACAGGUAAAGAUUCUUUCUAUUUAAUAAAAAUUAAAAAGCUUCUGAUAGAAAUUGAAAUAUUAACAAAUUUUUAUGUUAAUGAAUAUUUUAUUAGGCGAACCGGAUUGACUUAUGAUAUUAUAUGAUAAUUUUAAUCAAAGUCGAACGGAAAUUCCUCGAGAUGCAUACAAGGAGAGAGAAAGAGAACCGAGAUUAUGGUUGACGCAUUUAGUCGAACAUGUUUAAGGUGAUGCUCGACUAAUGAUCCUGAUAUUUAAUAACGAUGCUAUCAUAUUUUGUUCACGUUAACUUUUUAUAUUAUAUACGCAUAGCAAUGCGUUUCCUUCUUAUUGUGUGUAAAGCAUAUGAGAUAUCGUUACACUUCCGCGAUUAUACAGUCCUGCGUCAUGUUAUCCUUGUAUUUUUUUUUAAAUGUUUGUGAUAUGAUAUAUACAAUGUAUAUAUAUUUAUGUAACAAUCCGAUCUUUAGUAAUUUAUGUCAAGAAUUUUUUAUUUAAUAACUUAGGAAUUUCUCAAAUUUAUUCCGAGAAGAAAAAGAACGAUGAAUAACGAAACUUCAAUAAUAAGCCUUUUAUCUUGUGGAAUGUAACUGCCUCAAUAAAGGAAAAUAUUGUUAGAAGUCUUUUUAUAUAUUUAUAAAAUAAAUAUAUGAUAAAAUAACUAAAUUCUUUCAAAAAACGAUUGUAUAAUUAAAUGUUACAAAGCAAUCUUGCUUUUAAACGAGCAAUAUGUAAGUUGAUUUAUUGAUGUCUGACUGUUUUACUUGUAAGUCUUACACUUGAUCGUGUAUAUUCGUUCAUAAAAGAAAAUAUAAAUUUACAAGCUUUGAUCAAGCUUUUAUUUCUUAAAUAAUAUCACGAGAUCAACGUUUUGCAUCACGAAAUAUCAUGAUAUUUGUAUAUAAGAUCCAAAAGAUGUGAUCAAUUUUUAAAUUCAAUAUUUCGAGUUUACACAUUUUUUCAAUUAAAUAUCAAUAGAAUCAAUAAUAAUUAAAUUGAAUAAAUUAUAUUAUCUCGAAUAUAAUAUAAUUUAUAUAUUUAUUACAAUUUAUAAUAUAUAUUUAUUAAUACAAAAGAAACGUAGAAUAUGAACCAACUAACAAUUGAUGAGCUGCAAAUUAAAUUAACGUUCCAUUUAUCACAUUCAUCGUCGAACACUCAUGAAUUAUCUGGUUAAUUUAUUCUUUCAACUGAACGCUCAAGUUGGCCAUGAAAAAAAAACGCAUAUUUUUUAAGAGCAUUUCAUUCCAAGAAUGCAAUUGUAACGGGCAUAUACGGCGGCAGUAUGAAAGCAUACGACAGUAAUGCAAAUCCAAGUGUAGAGGGAGGAAUAACGAAAGAAAGGGACGGAAUGGUUGAGAAAAAGAGAGGGGAAAGCACUGGGUAGUGGCCGCGAGCGAUGGUGCGAGAGAGAAGGAGGAAGGGAGGGAGAAGCCACAGUGAAGAGCAUUCGAGUCAGCUUGACGGUGCCGGUCGCCUCAGUAUGCUGCGCAGCGCGCAGGCUCGCGUACGCGUAUUGUUUCUCUCUGUUCUCGUCUCCUUUGCUCUUCUCUCUUUCCUUGUUUUCCCUCUUUCUCUCUCCUGCUGUCCCGUACGUAUGCAGCGCGGCUAGAAUACGCAAGUACAAACAUUUCGCAAGUCUCUUUCGCGUUUAUGUCGUUCCGUUAAGUUUUUUGUCUCUCUGUUGAUCACGGACACCAGGAUAAUUCGAUGAAAUUCAGGUUCCUUCGUAUAAAUAUUGUGAAUAACGUUUGGUGUGCACAUGCGACCGGUAUGCCGGUGAUUCGAAUUUAAUCGAGAACCUGUUAUUAACGCGUGUGCGUGUACACGUUUAUACGUAUGCGAGUCUGUAUACGUCGUGACACAGUGACACGGUGCGUAAAGUUGGCGAUAAAGAAGAGUUGUAGCUCACAGCGAAAAGCGUCAUAGAAGAGUAGGAAAUUUCGAUAUAUUCAACGAUAUAUUUUGAAACUUUGACACAUCAAAAACAGCCGCAGUGGAUGAUUCUAAAGUAGAGAUUCAAGAGACUCAAUGUGGAUACUAAGAUAUAAUAAAGCGCAGUGAGUGGCAGAACGGUUACGAAACGCGUAGAAGGAGACGUGGCACGAAAUGAAGCGAACGUAUCCUCGUACGAUCGAUAACUAUAGCAUCUCAGUAAAUAUCAAGCGGUUCGUAUUUCCAGCGCGCACGAACCUAACCUAGCGAAUUAUCUGUUUUCUCAUACCUUGUAUAUUUGUAAACACAGUUGAAGAAGUCUUGUGAGUCGAGUAAUUCGAAGAAGGGAUGUUGACGUGAAAGUGACAUUUCACACUCGAAGCGUAGAAGUAUCCAGAAUAUGAGAAUGAAAAUCUUGUAGUUAUCGAGGAAGUAAUAUUCCGUUGUACGCCAUCUUGAUAUGUCGACGAAUAUCGAUGACAGGUGGUGAAUGUGAUUGUUAAUCGACCGCGCGAGAUUCGAUCAGUCGUGAUCGAAUGUUCGAUAUAUUCUUUGGUGCGAACGCGUGUGUAACGGUCAAAAGAACGUCCCGGAAGAUUCUUUCCAGUGUAACGUACGAGGAGACAGAAAAUUACGAAAGGCGAAUAAAGCAACGAAGAAGAGAGAAUCCGAGGCGCUUUUAUUUUUAGCCAACGCCGGUUCGCGCAUCGCAAAAACCGGUUUCAAGUCUCGGCUUGGGUUGAGCCACGAGGUAAGGUGCGUAUAUAGAGAAGGGUUUUCGCUGAAAAGGGAGGAAGUGAGAGGGAAAGACACGCGAUGUAAAGGUAUAUGGUUUUCUCUCUGUUGGUUAAGAAAGAAAGAAAGAGUGAUACAGAACGUGGAAUUCGCCUAAGCCGAUACACACCUCCCCCUACUUCUCUUCUUUCUUCUCCCACCUCGAACUAUCGAUUGCGUGCAUGCACGCGCCUAUCCAUACUCGAUGUGUUACGUGACAUCGUACCGGGAGUGUAUAAUAUUCGAUUAUUAAGUGCAUCGUCGAUGAGAUGUUCAUCGCCGAAUAAUUAACCAAUCAGUCUGAAAAUAUAAAUUCACAGACAUCGAUAGAUCGUUACAGUUCUCGAAUCAAUUUAUGAAAAAGUGUGAGAAAUUGGUGCGAAAAGAGAAAGUGAAUCGAAGGAACAUGACAAUCGAAUAAAAUCGAAUAAAAAGUAAAAGGAAGUGACGGGAAGUGUCUAUAUUGGAUUGUUGCAUGAUACACGAGAUUGACGAAGACACGAAAACGGCAUGAAGAAUGGCAACCGAUUCGAGCAACCGUCAAGGUGUAAGGGCGGUCGCCACGACGACAACCGAUCCACAUCGAAGCGAAAAACGCGCCGUCGCGGCACGAGGCGCCGCCGGUGCUCUAGCCCUCAGUAUUCUGGCCGUGGUCCUCCAAUCGGCAGCUACCGCGACCCCCACUUGGGGAUAUUUCACCAAUCCUGACGCUGGUUCAGCAGCCGAGAAGGGAUACUUUGGUCCAUGGAGGCAGUGCAAACUUUUAUUAUACGGUAGAGAAAGAUGCGGCCAAGGGGUUUCCAGGUUUCAACCAGUGUUGGCUGUGUGGGUGGCAGGAUUAGCUGCUGCGACCGCCUCCGCCCUUUUGGCCAUCCUGGUGGGUCUUGCCGUGCUACAACUUGCGAUGGCCUCCUCGGCAAAGCGAGUUAUUAUCUCGUACAGCACCGCUUUGAUAGGGAAAGUGGCACUCGCCACUUUGGCCACUUCGUUGGCGAUCGUAGCAGCGAGUCUGUUCGCUUUACAGACCGAUGACAGAGCUAGCAGCUUCAUUGUCACGAGGGGAGAAGCGUUUUAUAUGCAGUUGGCUGCCAUCGCUUUGAACUUUGGUGUGCUGAUCACUGCAGUGUACGAGGGUAUUUAUGCUCGACGAGGUGGUGAUCCAACGAAGAUUAGGGUUGUCGGUGAUCCACGUGCAGGAACCAUAAAUAAUCCUGGAUAUCGGGAACAUCAACCCACGAAUGGUGGCACCAUCUCGAUGACAGACGCCAGUGGCAAGCCUUACGUCGGCGGAGCCGGAAACGGCUCGAUGGCGUCUGUGGCGACUUCCGGAAGCGUCACGAGCACAGCAUCGCCACUUCGAAGCUCCCUCAAGAAGCCAAAACCGCUCGGUAUUCACAAUCCCGGUUUCUCGGCCCACAGCCCCACUCUUUCGAGAAAUGGUUCGCAAAAGAAAGUGCGAAUUCAGACCCACUCAACCGAGGUUUAACGUGUAUCAGCGAGGAUGGAACAGCCUCGAUGAUUUUCUUUUUUUUUUUUUUUUCACGCGAGUCGACUCGACGUCGACUUCGUCGGAAGAAGCAUUCCUAAGAAGCGAAGCGCGUGAAGUGUGCACGAACUGUGGACUGAUUAUUCCACGAACUUUUCUACUAGCUUUCAGGUACCUUUGGAGAAGGAAAAAAAAAAAAAAAGAAAAAGAAUCGCGAUACUAAGAAUUUCGUAUAAUUAACUUAUAUCGGGCCUUUCAGCAACAUUUUGAACGAAGUUUCAGUUUCUCCCUCAUCCUCUAUAAUUAAAAUAUAAGUUUUUCCAGUAGAAGUUUAAAAAGUUAUUUGAAGAAAAUUUUCAUGGCUCAUCAUUUAAGGUGGAUGCAAAUGUCGUAUGUGUGCGUAUGUAAGUUUUUAUUAUUAUUUGUAAAAAGUACAUUUUUAACGAUAGAUUUUAAAUAGGAAUUUUAGAAUUAUUUAAUUUUACGAUCGAACAAACCUUACGUUCAUAGAUGAUUCUCGAUCGAAUAAACGAUUCGAUAUAAAGAACGAACAUAUUAAUUAACCUUCGAUCGACGGAAAUCUCCGAUAAUCGCUCGGUUCGUUCGAUUAUUGGAGAACUUCCGGCUGAGAGAGAGAGCAAAAGAGAGAGAGAGACACCUUUUAAUCGAAAGAAUUCUGUCAAAAGUUAAAAAGUUGCGACUGAAAGGGCCGAUAGUUUUAUCGCGUGAUGAAAGGACGAGCGUGAGGACGUAGGAAAUAAACUUGGUUGGAAAUGAUCGAGCGGGGAAAUUGCUCCGGUUAUAAUUUCCAAUGACGUCUUGACGUCUCUUCGAGAGUGUUGCAACCUUCUCUCAAACUGUCUAAACUGUUCUGAAACGAUAUUUAUAGUCGAUGUGACAAUAUCGAUUUGACGGGUCCAUGAAAGUUACAUAGAUCCAAAUCUCCGCUUAAAAAGAUAUCAUUCACGAUAGAAAUUCGAAUUCGAACGUUUCCUCACGUUCCACAGUUCGUCCAUUUCUUUUUUUUUUUUAUUUUUUUCAUAAAUAUCGUCAAACGCCUAAAUUACAAGCAAAUAAUUAAAUUAUUCGAUGAUGUUUUUACUUUUUUCUUUUCUUUUCUUUUUUUUUUUUUUUUGAGAUUGGUAUUAGAUUGAAAAGAAAGAUGUGAUUGAAAAGACGUCUACGCCAGGAGAAGAGGAAUGCCGAUUUAGAGCUCGAUCGAUCGAGGAUCGAGAUGUUCGGUCAAUCGUGAGGCGUUCGGUGAGAUUACAAUUUAAGUUCCCAGCGGUUCCAGCCGUGAACAAGAAGAAAUUAACCCUUUGCGGUCUGGUUGCUUCACGCAAUAAGCUGUCCGGCUUGUUUCAGAACCGUAUCGAUUGCGAGGUAACUUUUUUUAAAUCAAUAUUAUAAUUAAAUAUUAUCAGGUAAACGUGUUUUUUGUUUUGUCUUUUUUUAAAUAUUUUUUUAAACGUUCUUUCCACACGAAAGAAAUAAAUUUAUUUGUUACUGUUAUCUUAUAUCUAUAAAUCAAAUAUCUUAUUCGAACAGCAAGAUUCUCAAUUUCUAUUCGAUUUUCUAAUAAUCUUUUACAAGCUUUCAUCCAAUAAAUAUACUGUUGGAUCACUAUGUCAUCCCACGCAACGUGUCGUACGUACACGUUUAGACCGCAAAUGGUUAAUAGAAUUUGAUCGGACGAUAAACCGUAUCGAUUAUUCUGGCAACGUGUAAUUGUUUAAUCAAGAUCGGCGCAUUGACGAUCACGACGACGAUGCGAGAGUUAAGUGGCAUCCACCUAUAAUCGAUAUCGAAGAUAACGAUUAUUUGGUGAACGAAUUUCCCGCCACGUGAAACAUUUAGGGAAUGGAACGAUUAAUUAAAUCCAGUUGCGUUAAAUCGAGCAUGAUUUAAGGAAGGAGGAAAGGAAAAAAGAAGAUAGCAAUAAUUCUUAUUAUCGUCGUUCAAUUAUUGAUUUUAUGUCACGGUUGGAACGGCGUGUUACUAUGGGUAUUAUGGGUGGUCGAAAGGAGAGAAAUUAAUGCCGAUUGUUAACUAUCGUUUUUUUUUUCGCGUGAGAUCGAAACUCGAUGCCGUAAAUCUGGCUUCGUUUGAUUGAAAAUAUUAUAGAAUUAAAUUCGCGAACUGGUGUGACCGAUAUCAUUAUUGGAAUGCACGAAUUAAUCGAUACCUGACUCCGAUCGUGUAAUUUCGCUAAGUAUUCUUUAUCUUUGAUCAUUAAAAGGGAAGGUGUAAAUUAUUUAAUUGGAGUUAUUGCGAAGUAUUUAUAUAUAUAUAUAAUGUAUUGCAGAUAUAUGGAAUACUUAAUGAAAUUAAUUUUUAUCUCAUCAAAUUCGAGGUGCGAUCCGUUUCUUAAAAUCCUUAUAUUUAAAAUGUAUUUAUUUUUUUAUUUAUUUUUGCACCCGAGAGAGAUAUUUAUCGAAUUUAUUUCGUCGUCGACGAGCAAUAAAAUAAAAUUCAAGAUGGCCACCUCGAACUUAGAUAUCACGCACACAUUCCUUUCGCCUCUAUAUUGUUGCAUUGUCAGGAAAUUAACAAAUAGAUUUCUUCUAUUUGCUAAAUUCAAAAGAAAAGAAAGAAGAAGAAGAAAUAAGGAGAUCUGCAUUCCAAUAAUAAUAUCGUUCCACGUCAAUCGCAGGAUACGUGAUACAUUUUUCUAGUUUCCCUUCCCUUUUCUUUCAUUUCCUCCAUAUUUUUUUCUCCCCCUCGUUCCAGUUUCUUCAAUCUAAUCUCUUCUCUAUACCCCUGUACACUCCUUGUUCGUCGCAUAGUAGGUUUAACUCGACGUUUCCUCGUUCGAGGAACGAAGUAUAAAUAAAAUAUUUACUGCGUCGCAUCCGUCCAGCCCUGCGUAGGCAGCUAGCCGUCAAACGGUGAGAGUUAUAUAUAUAUAUAUAAAUAUAAAUAUAUAAAUAUAUUUAUAUUUUUUAGCAAUUGUUUUAAUAUAUAUAUAUAUAUAUAAAUAUGAGAAAGAAAUUUAUAUAAAUAUAUAAAUAUGUAUAUGUUUUUAUUAUUUGCGCGCGCACGGUACUCGAGAUAUAAUUGAGAUUUUGUUUCGCUCGUGUCAUUUGUCUCGAGAGAGAGAGAGAAAAAGAAAGAGAGAAAGAGAGUGUGUUUUACUCGUUAGAAAGUAUAUAAUUAUUAAUAUUAUUUUUUAUUACUGUUGCUGUUGGUGUCGUGACACUAUUCCUUUCUUCAAGUUUUUUUUUUUCUUUUUAUGCUUCUUUUUCGUCGAUAGUUUCCAAGUUAUUUAUGAUUUUUAUUCGAGGAUUUAUAUCGAAUACUGAUGAUUUUCUUCACUUCGUCCCUUCCUUUUAAUUACCUUCUUCUUCUUUUUUUAUUUUUCCUUUUUAUUACGCGUAGGACUUUGUGCGCAUAGUUGUUGAUACUUUAUUUAUUUAAUUCGAAUUGAAGAUCGAAAUCAAUUUUUUUUUAUCAUUUCCUGUACGAUUUUUGGUCGACAUUAUUUUUAACGAAAGAUUUUUGUUUCUUUUUUUUUUUUUUUUUCUUUUAAGAUUUUUUUAUUUAGAACAUUAAUAUUUCGUCGGUUUGAAUUAUAUUUAAUAGUAAAUUAUAGAAAUUUAUCCGUUCCACUAGUUAAACUGGGAUUUUUUCUUAAAUAUAUCUUUUUUUAAAGAUAAUUCGUGAGAUUUAUAUUUUUUGUGGAUAUAAUCAUCCGCGUUUUUAUCGUUAAUAAAAACUUUUGUCGAAACGAAUCAUACGAGCUGAGUGUCUUUUUCUUAAGAUCUACGCAAGAAUUAUUUCGAUAUCCAAAAGAUCGAAAAGAAAUUCUGUAUUAAAGGUUUAUUUUAAAAAAAAAUUUUUAUUCAUAAUUCUUAAUGAUAUUCUUUUUCACAAAAUUGAUACUGCAAGAUCACCAAUUCUCUAAGCCUUAUUUAAUAAUUUCGAUUAAUUCGUAAGAAAAUUUCUUCUUCUUCUAUUAAAAAUAAUCCUUACGUGUUCAAGAUUAAUGUGUUCAACAUUCUACACGUUAAGAAAAGUUAUUAUUAUUGUUUAAUAAAAAGAUUGUUAGAAAAUUUACAAAAAAGCAAAACAAAAAAAAAUCGAAAAAAUAUAAAAUUAAAAAAUUUUAUAGGAGGAAAAAGAAAAAAAUAAUUCUUUUCUGGAUUUCGAAAAAAAAAGCGCUUGCGUGAACUCUGUCUUCUUUAAGAAACGACAGUUGAAGUGAGAUCGAUACAAUAUAAAUUACUCGUGCAAAUGUAAUCUUAUAUUUAAAGAAAGAAAAAAAGGAAAAAAAGAAAAAAAAAAGGAAAAUUCGUAUUUCCACUUUUUUGCACAUUUUGCUAUCGAAAUCGAUGCAUCGCGAAUAUUGUGCGUGUCUCGAUGAAUUUUGUAACUGAUCAAUACGACGUUGAAUCGUGCGAGGACUGUAUGCGAGGAAAUCGAUAAUAAAGGAAUUUCUAUGAUUCACGAUCACCUGCAA
This is a messenger RNA of Apis cerana (Asiatic honeybee), 9381 nucleotides long. RefSeq lists its product as uncharacterized. Lineage: Eukaryota; Metazoa; Arthropoda; Insecta; Hymenoptera; Apidae. The record is from RefSeq and is a predicted model, not a curated record.